Molecule: messenger RNA, 600 nt
Organism: Ylistrum balloti
Lineage: Eukaryota; Metazoa; Mollusca; Bivalvia; Pectinida; Pectinidae
Exons: 3
Coding region: 1-600 (199 amino acids)
Source: RefSeq, a predicted model, not a curated record
AUGGGGGUGCUAGGAGCCGCAAGUAUGCCGUUUAUAGCUGGCGUGGCCCUUUUAGGGUCCGCAAUUCUUCAUAUCGUGUGUUUUAUAGCCCCUAACUGGGCAAAUGAUGGAACUCAGUCCCUGGGGCUGUGGCGAUAUGGAAAAUGUAGAGAUCCAGAUUUUCAUAACUGCUACAAGCAUGACCAUGUGGAUACACAGUUGGAAGAUUGGUUCCAGGUGGUACGGGCCAUGGGGUGCCUGGCUGUGAUAUGCCUUUCUCUACCCCUCGUUAUACUGCCAGUCUACAUGUAUAUCGCCCUCGGCAUGUACUAUCGGAGGAUGAUGGGCUUCUUGGCAUUCUGUAGCUUCUUGGCAACACUUAGUAUAGCGGCCGGAGUGGUGAUCUUUGUUGUCGGAGCUACAGACGAAGGCUGGUCCUUAGAAUGGUGUUUUAUCGUCGAUAUCGUCGCCGGUGUUUUUGCUUUCAUUGGUUUUGUGGUUUUACUGGCUGUUCUGCUGACCAGACGUCCAGCGGAUCUGAAACCAACUUACUAUCCUAGUACUAUUCAUGUGGACCCUGCUAAGCCGAAACUUUAUCUUGUGCAAACGGAGCCAUACUGA